This is a messenger RNA of Aspergillus costaricaensis CBS 115574, 1408 nucleotides long. RefSeq lists its product as uncharacterized. Lineage: Eukaryota; Fungi; Ascomycota; Eurotiomycetes; Eurotiales; Aspergillaceae. Bases 45 to 1169 code for a protein of 374 amino acids. The transcript has a single exon. The record is from RefSeq and is a predicted model, not a curated record.
CUUUCCAAGUCUCAUUUCGCCUGAAAUUUGGCGUGUAAUACACCAUGUCAACGAACGGUCCGUCCAGCACCAACCCGCCACCUCUCGACGUGGACGAAACCAUGCGGCAGGCCGUUGAUAGGUUCCGCACGCGCAUGGCGGCCGCCAACCGACAGUUCAUCCAGGACCGCAUCGAUGAGAUCGACGCCCGCGGACUCGCAACCGAGAAAGAGAGAAUUCGUAUGAUUCAGAGGUGGCGCCAUUUCGGAGACUUAGACCAAGACGAACCAGCCAGUGCCAGCAACCCCGAGGCGCGCCACGUUAGCAACCAGUUCCGGCAGACGCGGGAGUUGGCGGCAGUGCCCGCGCUGCUGGAGGAGGACACACGCCCUCUGUUCGCCAUGGACGGGGUCCACCCGCCGCGCCUCCGCACGCCGGAAGCCCGCCAGAUCUUUCUCGACACCCUGCAGCAAGUGUUCCAAAGGCAGGCGGAGGAGUGGGCGGCCGCCGAGGGCGAGGAUGUGGCCUCGGAGCCGAUCCCGCGCUGUGAAGAGCUGGGCCGGCUGUUGACGUAUGCCCAUGAGGUAGAAGACCCGGACUUUCGCCACUCGGGCGUCGCCCCCUUCAAGGCGGGACUUUUGGUGCUGCGCGGCCGGUAUGGAUCCCUUCCCUGUCUGGACACGCAGGAGCAGCGAGACCAGUACCAUGCGCAUGUGCGCGAGCACUGUGCGCGGCUGCAGGCAAGAUUGGAGGGGGAGAACUCGGCCCUGAUCAACAAGGCCAAGAUUCCAGCCUUCCCGGAUGAGGACCUGGAGGUCCGGGCGGGUGUGAUCAUGGGCACCGGCUACGUGGGGGAGUAUCCGAAGUGGCACAGUGCGUACCUCUACUGCCGGAAAUAUCCAGAGGAGGAUAUGGAGGGGAUCAAUUUUCAGGAUGAAGGCAUCCCGGACACCCCCAAUAUUCGGGAGUGGGGGUGGCGCGUGGUAUUUAUGGAGGAUGAGGUGACUCCCGUCUUCGAGCCGCACGUGCUCUACGGACGGAAGCCACGCUUUGACUCGAUCCCGGAGUUCCUGGACUGGUACGCGAGCUGGUGGGACAAAUUGGACGCCCGCGGGCUGCUCAGUCUCCGCCGGCAUCUGAAAGGAUGUGAGACUGAUUGCGAGUCGGACUGUGAUAUGCACGAACCAUAGUACUAGGAUUCUGGUCAGCUUCGAACGAAAGAAGACAAUGCGAGCAAGCUGGGGCUCAGAUGAGGGAUCAAGGGUCGGAGUAGCGAUCUUCGAGACCCUCUUUGCUAUAUUCCGAGAGUAGCACGUAUUUUAGUAGACAGGUAUUUCUCAGUUUCAACCUGGCUUGCUCAUCUCCCAGGUGGAAUCAUUGUUGAACAGAAAUGGAGGACUUUGAGCUCAUUAUGACCUCGAGAAAGAAU